Molecule: messenger RNA, 1046 nt
Organism: Tricharina praecox
Lineage: Eukaryota; Fungi; Ascomycota; Pezizomycetes; Pezizales; Pyronemataceae
Exons: 2
Coding region: 96-1001 (301 amino acids)
Biological process (GO): U1 snRNA 3'-end processing; nuclear polyadenylation-dependent mRNA catabolic process; U4 snRNA 3'-end processing
Cellular component (GO): nuclear exosome (RNase complex); cytoplasmic exosome (RNase complex)
Source: RefSeq, a predicted model, not a curated record
CCGACUGAUCCUUGUGUCACCACCAACACGCCGCGCUACAGACUCGCGGACGAACAGAAACCUGCCACGCCAAACAACCACCAACCACGACCUCUAUGGCGCCCGCAGCUACCUCCACCGCAGCGCCCUCGGCGACCCUCCUGUCGUCCGCCGAGCUCUCAUACCUUCACACGUCCCUCUCCAUAACCCCGCCAAUCCGCCCCGACGCCCGCAAACCCACGCAAUUCCGCCCGCUCACGGCAGAGCUCGAUAUCCUCCCCUCCACGCAUGGCAGCAGUCGCCUGAUCUGGCCCGAUGGCGGCGAAUGUAUUGUUGGUAUCAAAGCGGAAGUUGAGAAGACACCAGUCCCCCCGCUCUCCUCUGAGGAUGUCCCAUCAACAACGAAACCGGAUCAACGCUCGUGGACUGAAGUAUCCGUCGAGGUCUCGGGGGCAAGAGACGACGAUCCGCUGGUGGUGCUGCUAGCGAGCAGUGUUGGUGAUCUGCUGGGACAGAAACUGGCGGGACGACUCGAGAUCGGAGAGAGGUGGCAUUGGAAGCUUUACAUCGAUAUCCUGUUGUUGACACCGCCGAUUUCGCAUCCGGCUACACUCCUUUCCCUCGCGGUUCACCUGGCGCUCAGAGUCACGAACCUACCACGGCUUGUGUCAGCGACGGACGAGGACCCGCUUUUCGACGACGAUUGGGACGCAGCGUUGCCGCUGUACCCUGCCGGCGCGGCGGCGGUGGGUGAUGUGCCAGCGAUCACCCUGUUAGUCGCGGCGGUAGGCGAUAAUGUGUUCUUUGAUCCUACCAGGGAGGAGAUGGCAGUGGCCGACUGCGUGUUGUCCGUUUCUGUGGAUUACGAUGGAAGGAUCGUUGGCCUGCGGACACUAGAAAGCGGGACGGUGGGAGAGGGAGGUGUGAAGAGGAAGGUAAUCAAGAGAAUCGUGGAACAGUGUGGUCCUGUGGGCAAAGAAGUUUUUGAGAGCCUAGAAGCCAUAGUCCAGAGCGGUUUCUAAAAUCAAACUCAAAAAUAGAGGGAUAACAAAAAUGGGUAUUUUCUC